AUGGCGGGGGACGGGGAGCUCAACCGCGUCAUCAAGGACCUGCAGACCGGGAGCUGCACAGCCUCUGUGCCCAGCUGGAGUUCCUCCUCCAGUUCGACCUCAAGGAGAAGAGGAGCUUCUUCGGGCAGCGCAAGGACUAUUGGGACUUCUUGUGCCAGGGCCUGGCACGGCGCCGGCAGGAGCACGAGGGCGUUCGCUUCGUCACCUCCCUGGACAAGGGGCCGAGCCUUCCUGCGGUACUGCCUGGUGCACCGGCAGCUGGCAGAGUCCCUGCAGCUCUGCCGCCUCGACCCCGAGAGCCUGCGAGAGUGGUACUAUGCCCGCAGCCCCUUCCUGAGCCCCCAGCGCCGGGCAGAGAUACUGGGCAGCCUCUACGAACUGGAUGGCGUCACCUUCCACCUGGCCCUGCGCAGGGCUGACCUGGACAUCGCCUGGCCCAUGUUCUCUGAGACACUGAUACGGCCCAGCCCAAUGGCUGGGAGCAGCCCAGCAAAGAUGGCCCUGCAGACAGAUGAUACUGGCACCGGGACGCAUGGAUGGCCUGAUGUAAUCACCCGUCCCACUGCGGCACGCCAUGGGGUGCCAGCCCACCCGUGCCCACCUGCCUUGGCUGCCCCGCAGGCAGGGGGUGUAGAGGUAGAGGAGGAAGGUGUGGAGCUGAAGAAGAACGUGGAAGAGGAGGAUGAAGAGGAGAUAGAGGACAAUGAGGAGGAGGAGGAGAAGGCAGAGGAUGUGGAGGUAGAUGUGGAGGAGGAUGUGGAGGCGGAGGACAUGGAAGAGGAGGAUGAAGAGGAGUUGGAGGAAGAUGAGAAGGAGAUGGAGGAUGUGGAUGUGGAGGAGCUGGAGGAUGCUCACGGCGCUGGCAAAGCACCCCAGCCUGAUGGUGGCGAGGAGCCUGGCAUGUCCCCGCUGCCCAGCACAGGGUGCAUGCCAGGCUGCUCACCGCCGGCACCCAGGCAGCUGGGCGAGACGGAGGCAUCCCUGCAGACCCGCCAGCAGCUCCAGAUCCAGCAGCAGGAGGUGGCACGGCUGCAGGAGCAGCUCAGCAGAGGGAGAAGGGCCCUGUGGCAGAAGACAGAGGGCAUCGACACCCCAAUGCCCAGCCCGGCGCCCCGCGAUGCCGGGCUCUGUGCCCGCUGCCAGAAGGAUUUUCGCCUCCUCUCCCGGCGGUAUAACUGCAGGUGGGCUCAGGGUGGCACUGUUCUUACCACCCGCUCUCUUGCCAGGGUGUGCCUGGGCAAGGUGUGCCACGCGUGCUCUGUGGACGUGGGCAAGCAGGGGCGCUGCUGCCUGCUUUGCUACCAGCAAAGGCACCCACACGCUACGUGA
Charadrius vociferus (killdeer) is the source of this 1329-nucleotide messenger RNA. RefSeq names its product RUN and FYVE domain containing 4 (gene RUFY4). The coding region runs from base 1 to 1329 and encodes 442 amino acids. Lineage: Eukaryota; Metazoa; Chordata; Aves; Charadriiformes; Charadriidae. The transcript is spliced from 9 exons. The record is from RefSeq and is a predicted model, not a curated record. Gene Ontology annotation, biological process: positive regulation of macroautophagy.